AUGUCGUGUCCGGUGAGCCAUAAGACUGUGGUGAUAUUGGAUGAGAGCAACUACUUCUUGGAGACCAGUUGUGACCAGACCUUUGAGUUCGAUGUGAUCAAUAAGUCUCGACAGCCGUCGGGAAUCAUCCCAUUGUCUCCGAUCACCAAAUCUUUGUGGACCUGUUCUGUGGAGGCGAUCGCCGAGUAUUGUCGCAUCGUUUGGGACAUCUAUCCCAACGGCGAACGACUCAUUCAGUUCGUGGUCUGCGGAACCGAUUCGGCCAACAAUUGCAACGAUUGGAACCGCGAGGACCAGACCCUCCAGAAGUGCAUGGAGUGGUUGGCCACCAACGGGUCCACCGCCCACUUGAANUCACAAAGCGAUUGA
This is a messenger RNA of Oppiella nova, 369 nucleotides long. The record is from the annotation of a GenBank genome assembly. Lineage: Eukaryota; Metazoa; Arthropoda; Arachnida; Sarcoptiformes; Oppiidae.